UUGAAAGUUAUAUAAUUUAUAAUUUUAUUUACUGCUUUUUUCUAGGCUCCUAUUGAUCCAUUACAGUUAUUAAAAGCAUUAGGGCCAUUGUUAUCUCCUGAAGGAGGUAUAAAGAGUGGAGAAGUUCCUAGAUUAUCAUGUUUAAUGAAGAAGUUUUCCAGAAAAUUGGUCAGUCGGUGUGUUUAUUGUAAUGUUUUGAGAGCCACUCAACCUGAUGUGUUGACUACAUUUCUGAAUGAGAGUGGCUGGGAUACCAUUAACAAGUGGCUACAGGAUGCUCGUACCAUUGAAAAUCAUGUGUUUUUAUUGGAACUGUUGAGACUUUGCCAGAUUUUACCUAUGACUGUAGAUAGGUUGAAACAAAAUAACACUGCCAAGAUAAUUAAAACACUAACAAAAAGUGAAGAUCAAGAUGUGAAAACAUUAGCACUAGAUGUUGUCAAUGCCUGGAUGUCAUUAAUUAAAGGUGAAAGAUCAGAGAAUUUAAAUUCUGAUAAAAUGAAAAAGAAGAAGAAAAAGGAUAAAGAAGAGAAAGAUAUUAAAGAGAAGGUAAAAGAAAACAAAGAUAAAUAUAUAAAAAGUGAAAGAUUAAAAAGAGAAAAUUCAGAUGAUAACCUAAUGAAUAAAUAUGAGGAUGUUGUUAUUAAAAUGCCUCUGGAUGAAGAACCUUUAAUUAAAAAACCUAAACUUGAUAGGCCAAAGACUGUGAAGACAUAUCAAGCAAAAUUUCGAUCCACAGGAUUGGAAGAGAAUACACCAUUGCCAAAAGAUGUUACUAAAAAGAUUCCUACAAUUAAUAGAAGUGAGGCAGUUGCUGCAGCCAAAAAUGCUGUAAAAAAAAUGAAUACACCUAAAGAUCUUCCUUAUGGUGGGAAAAAAAUAAAACCAGCUAGUUUAAUUACUCCUGAAAAUAGUCAUGCAAAUGUUGGUCUCAUAAAAUUGAUUCCACCAAAACCUAAGCCUAUUCAUAUUCUUCAAGAAAGUGCAAGUUUUGUGGAUGCAUUAGUAUCUGCUCCAACACAGCCUAUUCGGAGGAAAAAGAAAAAUUCAUCAGGGAAACCUCCUACUCCAACAACACCACCUUCACCUGUAAAUACACCGCCUAAGCUUCAGUUUUAUAAAGACACUUUAGAAAUGUCUAGUGAGACAACAGAAGAAAAAGAAGAGGAAGAUAAAGAUAAAGAAGAGCCUAAAAAGGAUGAAACAAAUCAUGAAGAUGAUGAUGAAGAAAAAAGUGAUGAACCAGCAUUGAAUGCUAAAGAUAUUGACUCAGAGAAAGAAGAAAUUAAACCAAGAAAAAAAUCAGAAAAUGGUCAGUUAUGUUCAAUUCUUAUUCAUGGGAAAAGACGUGAAAAGAAAAAAUCUGUUAGAUGGGCAGAAGAAAGUGAACUUAAACAAGUUUUUCACUUUGAGAUGGAUGAAACUGAGAGAGUUAACGUUAAUCAUGUACAUAAUUUUGGUGAUCUCAAAUCUAUGGAAAUAAAACGAGAGAGGAAAGCAUUUGAAACAGCAAGAAGACUUAUGGGAGAUAAAAUGCAAGAAGCAAUUCCUUGGGCAGAACUUAUACCCAUUGAUUUACCUGCUACACAAACUGUUGAGAGGGGAUAUAACAGCAGGGAAAAAGACAUUCAAAUGGUCCAUCAACAAUCUACAUUACAAGAUAUUUAUUUCUCUAGAGAUAUGUUACCAGAUUCUCCUCAUGAACCAGAGCAAGAAAUUGUUAAUCCACAGGAACCUAAAACAAUUCCUUUAGAAGAUGAUAAUAAUCCUGGUAAUAUAAUGGACUACUCAAUGUCAGAAUUACCACCUCCCAAGAUGGAUAUUCCUCCAGUUUUAUCAAAUUUAAUGAUGUCUAUAAGCAAUCAAGAUAGGCAUCCACAAUUACAAAUGGAACAGACAAUAGAGCAGAUAAUUCAGUCAAGUGGUUUUCCCAAUCAUCAUUCUCACACACCACCUGGAUCUGCAGGACCUCCCAGUUUCAAUCCUCUUCCAACAAACCAUUAUGUCAGUGAAAAUGAAAUGCCAGAUUGGGAUCCUGGCAUGAUGCCUCCUGAUCAGUAUGGGGACCAGUUUUAUGGAAAUCAUCCUGGAAAUAUGCCUGGAAUGAUGGGUAUGCCUCUGCCACCACGAGGAGUCAGACCCAGGAUGAUGCCCCCUCCUCCUGUCAGAGUUCCAAUGCCUGACAUUCCUCCACCUCCACGUGGAAGAGGUCCUCGGCCCAUGGGGCCUCCACCUCGAAUGAGAGGACCACCCCGAGUUCCGUGUAAGCAUUUCAUGGCAAGUGGAUGCAGAUAUGGCAGCAAUUGCUUAUUCCUUCACCCUGGUGUUAAUGGUCCACCCUUAUAGUAUCAUAUGAAGACAACUAACAAAGCAGCUGUGAUAUUUUCAAAAGACAUUAAAUGAUUUUAAUUUCAUAAGAAGUUAUGUGCCACAGGAAAAGCAUCGUGCUCAAAAUCCAUUGUUGUUAAUUAAAAACACAUUAACGGCACAUUGCUUCUGAAGAUGUAUUAUAAUUGUUCUGUUGCUCAUUUGACAUCAUGAAUCAUAUACUAUUUCUAUUGUAAAAAGCAUAGAAGUCACAAUGAUGAUAGAAAACUUUUAGUUGAUAAAAAUAUCACACAUUUAUUUUUAUUUGCAUUUAAAAAAAUGCAAUUUACUUAUUUGGUUCUCCAACCAAUUACAAGGAAAACAGUAUUUAAGAUAAAUAUGCUACAUUUUUCAAACCUUCAGUUUUCUGUAUUUUGUAGAAAAUUUUAAAUCAAUUGAGAAAUAGAUAAACUCUGUACAUACAUCCCUUGAGCAGUCUAUUUUUAUUGAAAAUUAUGCAAAAUUUUUGAAGGGUAAAUUGUAAUUUCAUAUGUACAUAAUUUUUCAUCAUUAU
Centruroides sculpturatus (bark scorpion) is the source of this 2881-nucleotide messenger RNA. RefSeq names its product serine/threonine-protein phosphatase 1 regulatory subunit 10-like. Gene Ontology annotation, cellular component: nucleus. NCBI's taxonomy places the organism in Eukaryota, Metazoa, Arthropoda, Arachnida, Scorpiones, Buthidae. The transcript is spliced from 16 exons. Gene Ontology annotation, molecular function: metal ion binding. The record is from RefSeq and is a predicted model, not a curated record. Bases 145 to 2346 code for a protein of 733 amino acids.